Molecule: messenger RNA, 552 nt
Organism: Morchella sextelata
Lineage: Eukaryota; Fungi; Ascomycota; Pezizomycetes; Pezizales; Morchellaceae
Exons: 1
Coding region: 1-552 (183 amino acids)
Biological process (GO): protein folding; protein complex oligomerization; response to hydrogen peroxide
Source: RefSeq, a predicted model, not a curated record
AUGCCUCUCUUUUCUCACUAUCACCCCACCCCCGCGAACGGCAUCUUCCGCCUCCUCGAUGGCCUCACCAGCCACAACUCCAACAACAACCAUCAUACCUCCACGCCCACAAACCGCCGAGCCUUCACACCAAACUUCGACGUGCACGAGACCGACGCCGCGUUCGUGCUCGAGGGCGAGCUGCCCGGGCUGGAGAAUAAGUCGCAUGUUAACAUCGAGUUCACGGACGACAACACGCUGCUCAUCAGGGGGCGGAUCGAGCGGAAGGUGCAUUCGGCCGGGGGGAAUGAUUCGGGGGAGAAUAAAGAGAAUGAGAAGCAGGAGGAUAAGGGGAAGCAGGUGGUGAAGAAGGGUGAGUCUGUGAAGGAGAAAGAGAAUGCGGGGGUGAGGUAUUGGGUGGCGGAGCGGUCGGUGGGCGAGUUCCAGAGGAGCUUUUCGUUCCCUGGGCAAGUGGAGGUGGAGAGUGUGAAGGCGAGUUUGGAGGAUGGGGUGUUGAGGAUUGUGGUGCCGAAGAGGGAGGCGGUGAGAGGGAGGAAGAUUGAGAUUUCGUAG